Messenger RNA from Adineta ricciae, 855 nucleotides. The record is from the annotation of a GenBank genome assembly. NCBI's taxonomy places the organism in Eukaryota, Metazoa, Rotifera, Eurotatoria, Adinetida, Adinetidae.
AUGUUCAAAAUUCGUGUUCUAAUUCGAAUUGGUGCUCUGUAUUUCCUUCUGUUUUUUCUCAUUUCAUUCUGGUACUCAUCAAAAGUUGAAUUGCAUGAAUCUAAUCUCGAAUCAAAGCAUCGCUUAGCAGUAAUUGUUCCGUUCCGCAAUCGUUCAAGUGAAUUAGAACAAUUUUUACCUCACAUGAAUGCAUAUCUCUCAUCACAAGCAAUCGAUCAUAUAUUCAUGGUUAUUAAUCAAGCUGAUACUCAUCGUUUCAAUCGUGCUGCUCUGAUUAAUAUCGGUUUUAUUGAAUCUCGAACAGUUGUGGAUUAUAUUGUUAUGCAUGAUAUUGAUCUUCUUCCGAUGAAUUCCCGAGAAUUACGAUACGAUUAUCCAGAGAAUGGGCCUGUACAUUUAGCAUCACCGAUAUACCAUCCGAUUUAUCAUUAUCCAACUUAUGUGGGCGGUAUCUUAAUGAUCACAUGUGAAGAUUUCGAACGUGUCAAUGGAAUGUCACCGUUAUACUGGGGUUGGGGUAGAGAAGAUGAUAACUUUUUCGUGAGAAUGAAACUUGCUGGAAUGAAACUUUACCGUCCGUAUAACUUAACAACGAAUUCGUCCAAUACAUUUGCUCAUAUUCACGAUAAGAAUGUCCAUAAACGUGAUUAUGCCAAAUACGGUCAACAGAAAGAAGAAGGUAGAAAAAUUUAUCCGGAAAUGGGAUUUAACACAACUAAAUAUACUCUAAUUAAUAAAAGUAUUCUAAAGACUAAAACGGGAGUGGAAUAUAAUAUGCUAGAUGUAAAACUUGAAUGUGAUUAUAAUCUAACACCGUGGUGUGACCAUCCAAUGACUACUAAUAUCUCGAAAUGA